AUGCCUUUGACUACCCGCCGCGCACAUGCUACUCGUAGCACUACUGUUGCUAGAAAGCCAUCUUUAAUAGCGACCCGCAGAAGAACCAAGGCUACUGGUCCAGCCCCAGUAUCGACCCACCGUCGUGCUCGCACGAAGCCUACCUUUGGUGCUAGGAUUCAUGGUAUGGCAAAGAAAGUUGCCGGAACUCUUACAGGGUCCAGGACCAAGAAAGCUCAGGGAAACGCAAUGGCGAACGGUAGAACUCCCGGAUCUCGCCGCAGGAGACAUUUGUAG
This is a messenger RNA of Morchella sextelata, 276 nucleotides long. RefSeq lists its product as uncharacterized. The coding region runs from base 1 to 276 and encodes 91 amino acids. The record is from RefSeq and is a predicted model, not a curated record. Lineage: Eukaryota; Fungi; Ascomycota; Pezizomycetes; Pezizales; Morchellaceae. The transcript is spliced from 4 exons.